UGCCGAUAAUAUACUCUUUUAUUCCAUAGGACCUCGAACAGGAGAGGUGAAGAGAGUGACAAAAGAAACGAAUGUCUCUGUUAGAAUAAACUUAGAUGGAUCUGGAAUAGCUGAUAGCCAAACCAGUAUUCCGUUCCUUGACCAUAUGCUAGAUCAACUGGCUUCUCAUGGAUUAUUUGAUGUUCAUGUAAGAGCUACUGGAGAUAUUCACAUUGAUGAUCAUCAUACAAAUGAAGAUGUCGCGCUUGCCAUUGGAUCGGCUUUGCUUCAGGCACUGGGUGAUAGAAAAGGGAUAAACAGGUUUGGUGAUUUCUCAGCUCCACUUGAUGAAGCAUUGAUACAUGUUGCCUUGGAUUUAUCUGGAAGACCACACUUAAGUUAUGAUUUGCAAAUUCCUACUCAAAGGGUGGGAACAUAUGACACACAGCUUGUGGAGCACUUUUUCCAAUCUUUGGUUAAUACUUCUGGUAUGACGCUUCACAUCAGACAGCUUGGUGGAAAAAAUUCUCAUCACAUAAUUGAGGCAACAUUCAAGGCUUUUGCUAGGGCUCUCCGGCAGGCAACAGAAUUCGACCCACGUCGCGGUGGGACUGUGCCAAGCUCAAAAGGGGUUCUCUCGCGAUCUUGAUUCUACAUCCUCAGUUUCAACCAAAUGUAAUUUGUUUGAACUGCUGAAUCUCUUGAGUGUGUAACCAUAGGAUAAAUUAUAGAUUCCAUUAUUUUCUCUUCAAGCUAUUUAGAGAAAUGUAACAAUGCUUGACAUGAUGCAGAACAAGGCUAAAAGCAAAUAAAUAAACUUUUAGUGCUCCUUUAAACAUACUUU
Molecule: messenger RNA, 823 nt
Organism: Impatiens glandulifera
Lineage: Eukaryota; Viridiplantae; Streptophyta; Magnoliopsida; Ericales; Balsaminaceae
Product: imidazoleglycerol-phosphate dehydratase 1, chloroplastic
Exons: 7
Coding region: 146-628 (160 amino acids)
Biological process (GO): L-histidine biosynthetic process
Molecular function (GO): imidazoleglycerol-phosphate dehydratase activity
Source: RefSeq, a predicted model, not a curated record